Molecule: messenger RNA, 267 nt
Organism: Funneliformis mosseae
Lineage: Eukaryota; Fungi; Glomeromycota; Glomeromycetes; Glomerales; Glomeraceae
Source: the annotation of a GenBank genome assembly
AUGGAAGUGACGAAAUUUCCAAGCAAGUUAUUUGUUAGAACAGCAAUGAGAAUAGAAAAAGUUAAAUUGAAUAGAUUAACAGAAAGGCUUUAUAUGAUAACUUCAAAAAAGGUUUUGAUGAUGGGAGAAAAAUUAGAAAGAGAAAUUUUAUCUUUGUGUUCUGAAAUUCAGCAAAAUAUCAGUCAAUUAGAAAAUCCAAGUUCAUAUGAAAACUAUUUUGAAGCAUUACCUAAAAUCAUUUGUGAUUUCUUUCAAGCUCUCAUCACA